AUGGCGGAAGCUCGAGACGUGACGACGACGACAGACAAAUCGGACGACGAAUUCGCCAAGUUCGAUUUCAGCGUGAGCGAAAUACCGUGCCUCCAUUAUCAGAGCGUCGAAGCGGAGCGCCUUAUCUCAUGUGAGAAGCCUGUGGUACUGAGAGACAGCAGAGUUAUCUCAACAGCCAUGAAAUGGUCGCUCGAUUAUCUUGAGGCGAACAUGGGUGACAGCAAAUGUAACGUCUAUUCGUCUCAGACGGGUCGCUUUAAGUAUUUCGACGACAAGAAGGCACAAACGUUUCCCGGAUUCGAGUGUCCGAUGCAGUUGAAUGAAAUGACGUUCGAUGAGUUUGUGAGGAAAGUGAGAGAGUGGAAGGCCGGCGAUCGAGCCCUCUAUCUACAACAGGCACUGAACGACACCGUGAAGCCGUCGAUUGUUAGAGAUUUUAUCGGAUUCGAUUGGGAUUGGUUGAAUUUCCAUCAAGCAAAGCAAAAGUGGGGGCCACUCACUUCGAACCUCGUGCUCAUUGCUAUGGGAGGGAACAUCACGCCUGCGCACUACGACGAGCAACAUAAUUUUUUUUGUCAAGUCGAGGGCCGCAAGCGCUGCAUCCUGUUUCAUCCCGAUCAGUUCGAGUGUCUCUACCCUCACCCCGUCAGUCAUCCGUGCGACCGUCAGAGUCAAGUCGAUUUCGACCGUCCGGAUUUCUCUCGUUUCCCGAAAUUCAAACAUGUAAAAGGAUGGGAGACGAUCGUCCAUCCGGGAGAGAUACUAUACAUCCCGAUGUAUUGGUGGCAUUACAUCGAGUCGGCGAAGUCGGACACGACGACGACGUCCAUCACGUUCUGGUAUCGAUCGGGUCCGACGCCUCAGGAGAUCACGUGGCCGUUGUCUGUGGAGCAAAAGAUCGCCGUGACACGGAACAUCGAGAAGAUGCUACACGACGCUCUAAAGAACACGGAAGAAGUACGAGAACUAUUGCAUAUGAUCGUGGAUGGGAGAUACCCGUGUGAACGUUGGGACCAUGAACGUCCAUUUACACAAUAAUAAUUAACUUGAUUUGUAUGAUAACUUUUAGUCGCUUUGUAUUGCUGCUCUACGUGUUGAUAUUAAUGUUGCAUGCUGCUAAGUUCGUGCGUCUCUUGCUGCUUCUUCUUGUGCGUCGAUGUCGUCUUUGUGAUACGAGAUGAAGCUGAGAAUUUCGGCAA
Corticium candelabrum is the source of this 1199-nucleotide messenger RNA. Its product is annotated as hypoxia-inducible factor 1-alpha inhibitor-like. Lineage: Eukaryota; Metazoa; Porifera; Homoscleromorpha; Homosclerophorida; Plakinidae. Gene Ontology annotation, biological process: negative regulation of Notch signaling pathway. The transcript has a single exon. Gene Ontology annotation, cellular component: cytoplasm; nucleus. Gene Ontology annotation, molecular function: ankyrin repeat binding; [protein]-asparagine 3-dioxygenase activity; peptidyl-histidine dioxygenase activity. The record is from RefSeq and is a predicted model, not a curated record. The coding region runs from base 1 to 1038 and encodes 345 amino acids.